Molecule: messenger RNA, 3544 nt
Organism: Megachile rotundata (alfalfa leafcutting bee)
Lineage: Eukaryota; Metazoa; Arthropoda; Insecta; Hymenoptera; Megachilidae
Gene: ova
Product: ovaries absent
Source: RefSeq, a predicted model, not a curated record
UGUGAUUCUAUUUUGCCUAUUUUCACUUCUAAAAUUCCAUAAAUUUCAAAGGAGAAAUAUAAGCGGAAAAAAAAUUGUUGGUGAACUAAGCGCAAGCGCAACACUGAGUGUUUGGAAUUGGUUAAAAACUUUAGAGUGUAGAGUAUAUAUUUUUGCAGUAAGUAUUCUAUACUGAAAAAGUGAAGCAGCCGAUAUAAAGAGAGAGAAUGUGACCUGGUCUUUCUGUUUCUGUCAAUCCUUUAUGAAUCCACACGAAGCGAGGAAGAGAGAGGAAGACAGAGACGAUUCGUUUUCUUUUUUAGCCGACAGUGCGCACAGCGCCAUUUGAAUGCUUACUUUACGAGUAUAUAGGUAUAUAUUCUAAGGUUGAAACUGAUAACUAGGGAAGAACGGUUAAAGAGAACGGGGAAUUUUAACAACUUCGAAAUUUUUUAGUUAUCUCUAAUUUCGUACAAAUUGAAUAAAAAAGUAAUUAUAUAUCGAAAAAAUGAGAUCAAUGUGGAAUAGAUGAACGUAAUAAAAUAGUAAAAAAAAAUGUAACGUAACAUGCAUCAUAUAAAAGUGGUAGUUCGAUACUUUGCUAGCAAUUGUAAGUUACCGAGAAUUGAGUUGAUUCGUCCCGCCAUUUUGAACUAAACUGUGCUUGAUCGUUGCUAGAUAUUCUGUUCAAGGAGGGAACUGUCAGUAUACGUACACAUACACGAAUGAACUUGUAUUACGCAUUCUUUUCUACUUUCGAACUUCAACCCAACAGAACAUGGUUUAUAUUUUAGAUUAAAAUGUUUUCCUUAUUACUGUUUACAGCGUAUCUAUCCGCUCACAUAGCGAAUGAACUAAUGCAGAAGGCGUAUGUAGAUUACACGUUUAAAUCUGCAUUCAUUUUAAAUUUCUUCCAAUUGUUAACAAACAUUACGAAAGUGAUACAAGUUGUCGGUUGUGUACCAUUUAUGUUCUAAAAUAACCUAAUCUAACCGAGAAGAUACUGUGAAAAUUAUAUUUCAUAUUUUAUUUCAUAUUUCAUAUGAAUUAAGAAUUGUGAAGUACUGGCCAGGAGCGUUUUUAACCAAGUGGAUAGGGGACGAGAAAGGUCGUUUCAUCGUUUUAAAAAGUAUUUAACAGGUAUUCGAUUGUUGAUUACAGACGCACCUUUCUCAGUAUACAUUUAAAAAUCAUAUAGUUUCAUGAUUUUUCUUCCGUGUUUUAUGCAAACAUGCAUAUUCAUAUACCUAUGAUUGCACAUAUUUUGAGUUAAAGAUAACGUACAAUAUAAUUCUUGUUAUUUAAGGAAAUGUUUUUGUACACAGAUUAAGUGUAAAAGUUUCAUACAAUUUUGCAAGGAACUGUAUAUUUUGAAUAUAAUGCAUAUAGACAGUUUUGAAAAUAUGAGAUACUCUACGUUAGAAGAACAAGAAUACGGAGUACGUUCGUCUCAAAAUCGAAUAUCUGACGAAACGGAUGAAAUCAUAAUGAUCGACACCGAUAAUGUAGAAUCGAAAAACGAUAGCCCUUUAGAGGAGGGUUCUGUCGUAUCUAAUCUUCCUCUUUUGUUCGCGAAUGGAUAUCCAACAUCUUUGGAAAGGAUCACUUUGGCACAGUUGGAACGUUUUGUAACAUUCAUGGUUCAGUGUUCGUUAGGCCACGAUACGACAGAGGCGAUCACCGAACCGCAGUGGUGGCCCAAAGAAGUGAAAUUUUCUAAUCCUUUAAUGAGACCUAACAGAGUGAACGAAAAUUGGAUGGCUAAUUUAAAGAAAUUAGUAUUUAGAUGCUACACGUACCACAGGAGCGAGUAUAUUUUAAGGUUUUGUUCAUAUCUCGCACGGUAUCCGCGCGAAGAUUUAGAAUACGUUAGCAAUUGGGACUCGACGACGAGUCUUUACCAUAAAAAUACCGGAAAAUUAUUAGUAACAUUUCGUAAUGAAAAUAUGAACUAUGAUAAAAGGGAUGUAAGUCCACGAAAGAAAUUACUAUCUUGCGGUGGAGUUGCUCCUUGCUAUUCUAAUAAAUUGAAACAACAAGAGCAUUCCAUUACGAUGGUUGAACCGCCGAUCGAGGAUAUCUAUUUAUGUGAUAAUUGUGAUGCUGAAUUUAUAGGUCUAGAAAAAAUGAAGGAACAUGAACGCGUGUGUUACGAACGAGACCAUAGAAGACGCAAUUUACGAUCCAUAACGCCAGAUGCACCGACUCCCAAGCCUGAAUUAAGACAAGACCAGUUCUUGGAGUAUUUUCGAUUAUGUUCGAUAGAUACGAAAACAAAAACGAUCGAAAGAAACGACAGUGUUACGGUUGAUGAUAGUAUCGUUAGACGAACUUCCCGUCGUGUUCGUGGAUCUAUCAGUUUCACAAGAUGUCCAACUAUUCCUUUUUCUUCGCCUGCCGGUAUGUUAUUAGCGAAGAGAUCGAAAACGAUGACGGAAGAAACGCAGAAAGAAAGACUAGAGAGGAUAGAGAGACAUCUUAUUGCACCUGUUUUAAAUAAUUCAUCUAGACCAAAAUGGUUGGAAGCGGAAAUUGAUCGUGAUAGAUGGAUCGUUACUCAUAAACCAAAUCGAGAACAUAAUCAUGUACAUGAAUACAAAUUUGUAAAUUCUGUUAAAAGAAAACCAAUGUUGAGUAUAAAAUCGCAAUUAUUGUACGUUGUUUGUCGACCUGUUUAUGUUGUUCUGACACGCCUGUCUCAAAAACAAAUAAACGAUUUCGAACAAGAUCCAUCCAAAUAUCGAUGUUCUGUGCGAGAUGUUUCAGUCGAUACGCAAAGAAACAAAAUCAAGAAAGAAUAAGACCAAAUAUAUUUCUUCGAACCGUAAACUACAAUCGAUGAAAAUGAUUGAUUCGUGUCUGUUAGAGGAAAAUGAAGAGGUAGUUAACAGGGAGACAAGAGUUGGAAACAUGAUUCGUUUAAAAACUGCAAAUCCUUACGAUAAAAAUAUUGCGACUGUUAAACGGAAUUAAGAAACAGUUUCCCGCGUAAUAUUCACAGACACUGUUAUGGUAAUUGACCUAAGGAUGUAAAUUUGAGUAUCCGUGUGUUCUCGGAUGAAGAUAAAAGAUACAAAUAAUUGUAUUUCCGAGCAUGUGAUAAAAUCAAUAUUACAGAAACUUACUUCGACUAAGUCUCGCUUAAAAUCUUGUGUUAUUUCGACGAAAUAGAGAUGAUCGAAUUACCUUUUAAACGACAGUAAUAAAAAUUGCGUGUACACAGAUAUCGCAUUACAAUCCUGGACACGAGUACGAAUUUGUCCACGAUUAUUUUGUCAGCACCAAUGAAUGAUACUAGUUUGGUGCAUAAUAUUCAUUACUUAUACGUUACAUUUGUUAUAAUAUUUAUUAAUUUUAUUUCAUACAAUUUUUCGAACAUUUAAAAAUUGACGCGAUCUAAUGAUUUACAAUGCAUUAUAGCUCGUUAAAAAGAAUUCUUAGUGAUAUUUGUAAUAUAAUGAAUCAAUCAAAUCUAAAUAUUUUUAAUUGGUGCAUUUAUCGUACAGCAAAAAGUCAUAUGCACUUUUUAUGCGCCGUAUGUUAUAUACAUAUAUAUAUAUAUAUA